This is a messenger RNA of Electrophorus electricus (electric eel), 1635 nucleotides long. It is a transcript of the gene hlx1, whose product is annotated as H2.0-like homeo box 1 (Drosophila). Lineage: Eukaryota; Metazoa; Chordata; Actinopteri; Gymnotiformes; Gymnotidae. Gene Ontology annotation, molecular function: DNA-binding transcription factor activity, RNA polymerase II-specific; sequence-specific DNA binding. Gene Ontology annotation, biological process: regulation of DNA-templated transcription. The record is from RefSeq and is a predicted model, not a curated record.
GUUUCAUACUUGAAGAGAACAUUUCUGGCGUGUUGAGAAAGAGAGACACCUCAUUAAAUAAACCGCGUGUAAUUAUUACAUGUACUUAAUGUUGUGAUUCCCUUUUUCAUUGAUAAAGAAGAAGCGAGCUAAAAGAAGAGGAUGUAUACAACAGGACUGAAUCCCUUUUACGCUUCCAAUUUUAGCUUAUGGUCUGCGUAUUGUUCGGGUGGUUUUGCGAUGGAUACGAUGAAAAAGCCUUCGUUCUGCAUUGCUGACAUCCUGCAUGUUGGAGACGCUGAAAACAUCCCCGGGUCAUCAGCUCUUAUGACCCAUAUGGGAGCUCGGGCUCAAGUUCAUUCCUCGGGAUCUCCGCUUCGCCCAUCCCCGUUAGCCCCGGACGCGUCCGUUUUCGGUGCUAGAAUGAACACGGCGUCUGCCUAUCAUAGGCACGGAAUACACUUGACUUCUGUAGCCAGAACUACGCUUAAUUCUCAGUCAGCUCCCCCGCCGUCUAGCAAAGACCUAAAGUUCGGGAUUGAUCGGAUUUUAUCUACAGAAUUCGAACCAAAAUCGAAAGACUCACCAUCACUAAGAGAUCUCACGUCCAUUGUUAGUUCGAAUCGCCAGUCAGCGGUCCACGUCUCUGUGCAACCGACCGCAAGCCAGUACUUCGCGUCCCUAGAGCCGGGGAUGAGCGACGCGUCUUCCAUGAUGAGUUCAAUAGGCAAUGCCUCCAGACAAUCAGGGCAGCAUCAGUAUCAGGAUACUUUCCCAGGGCCCUAUGCAGUCCUCACCAAAGACACAAUGCCACAGACCUACAAGAGGAAAAGGUCCUGGUCCAGAGCAGUGUUCUCCAAUCUGCAGCGAAAGGGGCUUGAGAAGCGCUUUGAAAUCCAAAAGUACGUCACGAAACCAGACAGGAAACAGCUUGCUGCGAUGCUGGGCCUCACAGAUGCACAGGUUAAAGUGUGGUUCCAGAACCGGCGAAUGAAAUGGAGGCAUUCCAAGGAGGCCCAAGCACAAAAGGACAAAGAUAAGGAGCAGCUGGAUAAGACGGUACCCGAGGCCGAGCAGAAAGCGCACGAGGACUCGGACUGCGAGAGCGAACCCAGCGAGUCAGAAUUCGAGGACGAACCAGAAGACAAAAGAGAGGCGAGCGUUUCUGAACUCAACAAACCCAGCGUAAUCAUGACCGGGCCUCUUCCUGUAAGCACAGAGGACACAGCACCAACAAACGCCGUGACAGAGACAACUGCAUCAUCACAAAUGCUGUUAUGAACUCGCGGCUGUAAAAACAGUCAAGCCCGAGCAGUAGCAAACUGUUAUAACCACUGAGAUCCAUGUCCAAAUUUUAGAAACGUCUUAAAGGAGAGCGUGUAGUCUACACAAUAGAUGGUCCUACUUAGGUUGUCUCGGCCAUUUAUGUCAUUUUAUGAAGUAUACCUGGCCAUUGAUGCCACUGAUCUGUUCCUUUACAAAGUAAAUUUAAAUUUUAUUAUGAAUAUUCACUUGAACCACUCGUUCACUUCUUGACUGUCUGGGAACUUUACGCAAUUUAAAACUUAUCUUAAAGCUCAUGAACUUGAUUGUAUUAUAUUUUGUUAGUAGGUAUUUGCACUGAAGAUGUAAAUAAAAGCGUUACUUUUAUUCUUU